CCGGCGGGCGGGCUUGAGGACCUCAACGUCGACAACGAGUUCGAGGGCACCGUCAAGCGUGUGGCCAACAUCGGCAUGUACGUGGACAUCGGCGCAGAGAAGGACGCUCUGCUCCCAUCGAUGAUGAUCCCGAAGGGCACCAAGUACAAGGUGGGCGACAAGAUCUCCGGCCUGACCAUCACGGAGGUCCAAACUGGAGGCACCCCGGCCACGCGCAAGAUCUGUCUGAACGUCAAGGCGGCCCCUCUGAAGGUGGGGGAGGGCGAGAUUAUCCAGGGCACCUGCGAGGGGACUACAAAAAAGGGCGACAAGGUGGAGCUGAGGGUCGUCCAGAUCGACGGAAACAAGAUCACCGUGUCCCUGGACCUCGAGCCCAAGGCGGCUGGCAUCAAGAUCGAGGAUCUGGUCGAGGGCCAGAAGGUCCAGGGCACCGUUAUCAGGGUCAACCCCCAGUUCGGCCUUUUCAUGGACAUCGGAUCUGAGCGCGACGCCCUGUAUCGUACCAACCAGUCGGAGAAACCCAUCAGCGAGUACGCGGAGGGCGAGAAGGAGGUGGAGGUCUCCGAGAAGCAGAUGCCCUCCGAGUGCAAGGUUGGCGAGGUCCUCGAGGGCACCGUCGAGAGCAUCACCGAGUUCGGGGUCCUCUUCGACGCCAGGCUCACGGUGUCGGUGCUCUGCCCGCGCUCGGUCCUGGGCAAGCAGGCCAGCGAGCACACCGUCGGCGAGGCGGCCGACCUCACCAUCAUGACCAUCGAGGCCGCGACCAACAGGAUCUCUGUGUCCACCCAGGCGGGAGCCCCGAUCUCCGACUUCCCCCGCGGCGCGCAGCCGCUGUCAGAGGAUAACAAGGGCGAUGAGAUCACCAACCUCUUCGUCGUCACGUCUGACGCCGCCAGAUGCCAGCUCGAGGUGAGCUCCAUCGAGGUUCUGAAUAGCCAGCAGGAGGACGAGACGAUGUCCCUGAGCGAGCUCAAGGUCGGCGACACGGUGGAAGGCAAAGUAUCCCGCGUCAUGGACUCCGGCGUCUUCGUGGACGUGGGCGCCAAGCGCGACGCGCUGUACUCGGUAUCCGAACUCGUCAAGCCCAUUGAUCAGUUCAAACGCGGACAGGAGAUGACGGGCCUCAAGAUCAUCCAGGCGGAUCCGUCUAGGCAGCGCCUGGCCGUCUCCUCGAGGAAGCUUGCUGGCGGCUUCUCUGACGGCGAGGUGAUCGAUGGAAAAGUCGAGAAGGUCAUGAAUUUCGGAGCUUUUAUCGAGAUCGGCAGCGGCAGCGGCGUCAAGAUCGGCAACCUGAAGGGCCAGCAGCUCAAGGAAACCGUUCGCGCGCACAAGGAGUACGGCGCCUUCGUCGCUAUCGGCCUGGGCAGGAAGGAGGGGCUGCUGCCCGCGAGCUUCGUGACGGCGAGGGAGGGCAUGUCCAUGGAGGCGCUUGAGAUCGGCGACUCGCUUGACGUGUACAUCGCCAGGCUUGACGUUGAUAAGAAGAAGGUCACCUUGUCCCUGACGGAACCCUCCGAGGACAGCGUCGUGGCCCCAG
This is a messenger RNA of Prorocentrum cordatum, 1537 nucleotides long. The record is from the annotation of a GenBank genome assembly. Lineage: Eukaryota; Dinophyceae; Prorocentrales; Prorocentraceae.